Messenger RNA from Emiliania huxleyi CCMP1516, 1227 nucleotides. RefSeq lists its product as hypothetical. The record is from RefSeq and is a predicted model, not a curated record. NCBI's taxonomy places the organism in Eukaryota, Haptophyta, Isochrysidales, Noelaerhabdaceae. Bases 38 to 1012 code for a protein of 324 amino acids. The transcript has 2 exons.
GACUGUCUAGCACAUCCAUCGUCCCCGGGAUCCAACAAUGUUGGCACUGAAGCUGAUGCUGAUCGCUGGAUCCAACGCUCUGCCGAUUAACGUACCGGACGGGCAGGAGUACCGUGUGCUUGACCUCGACACGUCGUGUACGGAGGCAGGCCAUGACAUGUACGACAACCCGCAGCACACGAAGUUGAAGUGCUGCCCUGGUUCCGAGGAGAAAGUUGAGCCAUGCCGUGGCGUUGACAACUGCUACUUUUGUCGCGAGGAACCACGGACUGUCUACGAGGUGUUCAACAAAGGGGGAAAGGCGACGAUCCGUUCCGUCGACGAUCCCAGCGUCGUGAAGCCGUUGCCGACCGCCGGGCCUCUGACCAUCAGGGGGUACCGCUGCUCUGACGCGGCAUCCAUCGGCGAGCCGUGGGAGAUGAACCUCGAGAAUGUCGACUUCGCGGGAAUUGACUGGCUUCGAGACGGCCAAUGCUGGGACUUCGCCAGCUACAAUCCACCUGCUGCCAACAACAUGGUGCAGAUGUAUGAGCUGACCAUCAAGGAUAUGGCAAAGUUCGCCACCUCCAAAUACUGCGAGAUCAACAAAGGGAAGGUGACUGAUCCUGAUCCUAACUGCACCUCUGGACAUACCUUUGGCGGGGCUGAGUAUCAUACUUUCAAUGCGGAGGGGUUCUGGGCUCUCAAGGGCACCAAGGAGAUGAUCCUCCACUCCCGUGAGGUCUACCGCUUGGGUUGUGCGAUGGACGAGAUUGGGUGCCCCAACGGCUCCUGCCAGGCGAACGACGAGGCGCUGGUGAAUAUGGUGAAGAGUGCCUACCUCCAGAUGUGUGAUAUGGUUUGCCCCAACCCCGAGGGGUGCUGCAAGUCGCGCGAGGGUUUCUUCUACUCUCAACAAGACCCGUGCUCGGAUGAAAAGUUGUGCACGACUUCUGGCAUCUGCGAAGGUCAGUGGUGGCCGCAUCGCUACGUCAACAUCCCCCCUUCGUCCUCGUCCUCCUCCUCUGAGUGAGCAACUCAGUGAGAAGCGCCCCCAUCGGGCAGUCUUGCGUUCGAAUCCCAAGGCAUCAUCUGCCGCUCUGUCCACUCGCUCGCUCUCUCUCCCACCCCCUCCCCCCUCGCUGUUGUUCACUAUAGCGUUCCUCUGUCCAUUGAAACUCGUGUCGUCUCUACCCACCUACGUCCGUGGCCUUUUGUUUUUGUGCUUGAAAGGUUUCGUAAUCGACC